Molecule: messenger RNA, 650 nt
Organism: Eutrema salsugineum
Lineage: Eukaryota; Viridiplantae; Streptophyta; Magnoliopsida; Brassicales; Brassicaceae
Exons: 1
Coding region: 9-263 (84 amino acids)
Source: RefSeq, a predicted model, not a curated record
AACAAAAAAUGGCAUCAUGGAAGAAAACAAUAGCAACACCAUUCAAGAAGGCAGCAACGUUCUUCAACCAACCGCAGCAAUCACCACAAAAAGGUUGUCGUGGUGGAAGAAUGGAUGCGAAAGCGAGGGAAGAGCACGAGAGGAGGAUGGUAAGAGAGCUUCAAGGAGAAGUCAUGGCUUGUGGAUACGACGACGUUCUUGUCAUGUGGUCUAUUCUUGACAAAUCCAACUCCUCCAAUAACCUCACUUCUCUUAACCCCUAAACCAAACACCAAAAUCAUGGUUUUCUUUAUCUGCUUUUUGUACAUAUAUUAAAAAAGCGGUAUUAGCCCUUUCUCCUCUUCCUCUUCCUCUUCCUCCUUCUUAUCCUUCUUAUUCCACAGUCGUGGCUUUUUUUUUUUUUUUUUAAUUAAGUCUAUAUGAAUUUUUUUUCGACGAACUAUCGUCGAGAAUUUAGAUGUUACUCUUUUCUCUUUUGAUAAUCCACGUGAUUAAGUUACGGUGGGAUUUUUUCUUUUUUUUUUUGGGAGGGAAAAAUUGUCUGUCUUGAGUUCUAUAUCAUUUGUAUGAGAUGAUUAGCAUUAUUUGUUUAAGAACUCAAGAACUAGUUCUCCAUAAUGUAAAAGCCAUGUAUUGACCGAAGUUGCACA